Molecule: messenger RNA, 180 nt
Organism: Candida dubliniensis CD36
Lineage: Eukaryota; Fungi; Ascomycota; Pichiomycetes; Serinales; Debaryomycetaceae
Gene: NOP10
Product: snoRNP complex protein
Exons: 1
Coding region: 1-180 (59 amino acids)
Biological process (GO): ribosome biogenesis; rRNA pseudouridine synthesis; snRNA pseudouridine synthesis
Cellular component (GO): box H/ACA snoRNP complex; box H/ACA telomerase RNP complex
Molecular function (GO): telomerase RNA binding; box H/ACA snoRNA binding
Source: RefSeq, a predicted model, not a curated record
AUGCAUUUGAUGUACACCUUAGACGCCGAAGGCAAAAGAAUCUACACUUUGAAAAAGAUAACAGAAGCCGGAGAAAUCACCAAGUCUGCCCAUCCAGCUAGAUUCUCCCCAGAUGACAAAUACUCCAGACAAAGAGUAACCUUGAAGAAGAGGUUUGGAUUGUUGCCAACCCAAAACUAA